CCUGCGCCCGGUAGAGACGGAGGCGGCGGGCAGGGGAAGGAGCGCGCGCGCGAGGCGACUGCGCGUCCGAGGCCGGGACUGGACGGCAUCAUGGAAGGCGAGAGGACGUCGGCGAUGAUCUCGGGGUUUGUGUUCGGCUCCCUCGCUUUCCAGCACCUGAACUCCAACGCCGACACGGAAGGUUUUCUCCUUGGGGAGGUGAAAGGUGAAGCCAAGAACAGUAUUACAGACUCUCAGUUGAAUGAUGUUGAAGUUGUUUAUACAAUUGACAUACAAAGGUACAUUCCAUGCUAUCAGCUCUUCAGCUUUUAUAACUCAAUCGGUGAAGUAAAUGAGCAGGAGCUGAAGAAGAUCAUCCCAUGCUGCAAAAAGAAUGUUAUUGGAUGGUACAAAUUCAGACGUAAUUCAGACCAAGUGAUGACAUUUCGAGAGAGGAUUCUUCACAAAAAUUUACAAGAACAUCUUUCAAAUCAGGGCCUUGUUUUUCUGUUACUAACACCAAGCAUAGCCACAGAAAGCUGCUCCACUCAUAGGCUGGAUCAUGCUUUACAUAGACCUCAGGAAGGAGUUUUCCAUAAAGUGCCUUUAGUGGUGACCAACUUAGGUAUGUCAGAGCCACAAGGAUACAAGACUGUGUUGAGCUCCUGUACAUCCACUACCUUUGGCCGAACAGUCCAUGCACAUAGGUCAGAGUUUUUUAAUGAAGAUGGAACUUUAAAAGAAGUCCAGAAGAUAAGUGAACUCUGUGCCACUGUACAAGAGGAAUUAAAGGAAAUAUGCACUCAAGUAUUAGACAGUGAGCAAUCAGUAGAAAAAUUAAUAAAAGAUAUAAACAGACUAAAAGAAGAACUUGCAGCAAGAAAGAGAGCCAAGACUGUAGUAUCAGCAGUGACAAAUCGUGACUUGGAAACAGAAGAGAAUGUUCUUCUCUGUCAAGCUUUACGGACAUUUUUCCCAAAUUGUGGAUUUCUUCAUUCAUGUAUUGUGUGUUUGAAAGGCAGGCAGAUUUCUAGAAACUGCUGUACCACUGACCACAAACUCCAUGUAGUGAGUGAAUUAACUCUGAUGCUGGAAACCCCUGAUUUUCCAGAAGAUGACGAAACAAGAUGUGGAGUUAAGGGUCAGUCUCUUGACUUAGAGAACCAAAGACCACUCAAGAAGGCACGACUGUUACAAACUCCUAAUCAGUCUCUUAAAAGAGAUCACGAAAACAAUGAUCAGGAAGCAGAACUGACAAGCAGUAUAGAAACAGAUGAAGAAACAGAGAAAUUGAAGGACAAUAUUGAAUAUCCAGAGUCGCCAACUUUCUGAAUCUUUCAUGCAAUUUUCCUGACUGUCCCAACUGACCAAAGGGCAGCAGAGGGGAAAAAAGUUUACUGUGUUUUAAAAUACUAAUGGGAUAAGUUCUAAUAAUUUUCUAAAGUAUUGGUUCAUAUAAAAUAUUUUUGAAACAUUAAAUUAGGAAUGUGGCAAUAUUUUUAUUACAGUACUCUAGGAGUAUGGCAAAAAUUACUAGUCAUUUUCCAAGUUGUUUAGUUUUUGUAAAUAAAAGCUUUUACUGAAACUGUUAAUCCACUUCGUAGAGGAAAUAUCUCUGUAAAAAACCAUCCUAAAACUUGAAGCUAUAUUUUUUAAAUUGGUCAAAGAAAUAAAGGCCACACUAAGAAGUUAAAUUUCAGAACUCAA
Messenger RNA from Phascolarctos cinereus (koala), 1686 nucleotides. It is a transcript of the gene ABRAXAS1, whose product is annotated as abraxas 1, BRCA1 A complex subunit. Gene Ontology annotation, cellular component: nucleus. Gene Ontology annotation, molecular function: polyubiquitin modification-dependent protein binding; microtubule binding. Lineage: Eukaryota; Metazoa; Chordata; Mammalia; Diprotodontia; Phascolarctidae. The record is from RefSeq and is a predicted model, not a curated record. Gene Ontology annotation, biological process: mitotic spindle assembly; attachment of spindle microtubules to kinetochore; protein K63-linked deubiquitination.